Messenger RNA from Aspergillus thermomutatus, 1203 nucleotides. RefSeq lists its product as uncharacterized. The transcript is spliced from 8 exons. Lineage: Eukaryota; Fungi; Ascomycota; Eurotiomycetes; Eurotiales; Aspergillaceae. The record is from RefSeq and is a predicted model, not a curated record. The coding region runs from base 1 to 1203 and encodes 400 amino acids.
AUGUCGGCGGAACAUCUAGCUGGCGCAGGCUUGCCGGACGAUAAUCGAGGGCCUGCAAUCCUCGCCGCGACGUCUGUCGUAACAAUAUGCGCGUUGCUGACGGUGCUGGCGCGCAUGUACGUGCGCGUGUUUAUCAUUCGCAAUGUCGGCGCUGAUGACUAUACGAUGGUCUUGACCAUGGUGCUGUCCCUUGCAGGAUGGGCCAUCAUCAUCCCCGAAGUCAUCUACGGUGCCGGACGACAUACAGCCUACGUGCAGGAAACGGCGGUCAAAGCGAUGCAUCUCAAUUUCGCGACGCAGGGCAUAUACAUGUGGGCGAUCGGGUUGGUCAAGGUGUCCAUCGGGCUGUUUCUGCUGCGGUUUGCGCCGAGGAAGGGGUACAAGGUUUUCAUCUGGGUGAUUAUCGGUUUGUCUUCAGCGGAUCAUAUACUGGAGUGGGAACUGACUUCCGCAGUGUUGAUGUCGCUGUAUACCACCAUUUGCUUCUUCACCCUCGUAUUCCAAUGCAAAGAUAUCCGGUCGAUAUGGGAUCUGAGUAUCAAGUCGAAAUGUUUCAAGCCGACGCAGCUGUUGCAGCUGAGCUACACUAACACAGCUCUGAAUAUCCUGACGGACCUGAUCUUCGCCCUAAUGCCCGCGUUCAUGCUCCGCCACCUCCAAGUCAACCGCCGGGUCAAGGCAUCGCUAGUCUGCAUUCUGGGGCUGGGAGUCUUUGCCUGCGCUGCGGCGUUCGUCAAACUCUCCAUCCUCCCCAACUACGGCCGCACCGGCGACUUUCUCUGGGACUACACCGAUCUCACCAUCUGGGUUGUUGUCGAAUGCAACACGGGCAUCAUAGCCGGCAGCCUCCCCACCCUCAAGCCCCUCUUCAAACAAGUCCUCGGCUCCUACGGCUCCCAAUCCCGCACAAGGAACUACUACGCCGGCGGCACGCGGUACAAGCUCCGCUCCCUGUCGCGGCAGAACCAGUCCAAGCCGCAGACCCUGGCCAGCGGCAACUUCGACAUCGAUGUGCAGGCAGAACGGAACGGGCCGUUGACAUCCAAGUCUGCGUACGAGACCACCACGACGGCGACCUAUCCCGGCCGCGAGGGGAGUAACUCGAGUGAGGAGCAUAUCCUGUCGCCAAGGGGGGAUGGGAUUGUCUGCGUGACUGAGGUUAUGGUGUCGCAUUCGCUGGAGUCGGGAGGGAAUCAGAAAUAG